This is a messenger RNA of Knipowitschia caucasica, 384 nucleotides long. NCBI's taxonomy places the organism in Eukaryota, Metazoa, Chordata, Actinopteri, Gobiiformes, Gobiidae. The record is from the annotation of a GenBank genome assembly.
AUGCCGUUGAAUGUGGAGCAGAGGCUGUGCUCCGGUUGCCUGGGCUCGGUGGACAAGGACUCCCCGGUGGUUUUCGCUCAGAGGGAGGGGUACGACGCGCUGUGGCACCCCUCCUGCUUCGCCUGCUCCGUGUGUGGCCUGCUAUUGGUUGAUCUGGUUUACUUCUGGACCAAUCAGAGGCUGUACUGCGGACGUCACUACUGCGAGAGCCAGAGGCCGCGCUGCCGGGGCUGUGACGAGUUGAUCUUCAGCGAGUCGUACCAGUCGGGGAGCGGGGGUCGAGCCUGGCACAGAGAGCACUUCUGCUGCUGGAGAUGUGGACAGGGCCUGGACCAGAGCUGUCCUCACGCCUCAGACCUGGAGCAACACUCGUUUCAGGACUGA